Echinops telfairi (small Madagascar hedgehog) is the source of this 6517-nucleotide messenger RNA. RefSeq names its product extra spindle pole bodies like 1, separase (gene ESPL1). Gene Ontology annotation, biological process: meiotic chromosome separation; proteolysis. The transcript is spliced from 31 exons. The record is from RefSeq and is a predicted model, not a curated record. Gene Ontology annotation, cellular component: mitotic spindle; cytoplasm; nucleus. The coding region runs from base 46 to 6390 and encodes 2114 amino acids. Lineage: Eukaryota; Metazoa; Chordata; Mammalia; Afrosoricida; Tenrecidae. Gene Ontology annotation, molecular function: cysteine-type endopeptidase activity.
GGCUGUUAAGCCCGGGACCUUCAAGGGGAAGCGCACUCCGGCGCCAUGCGGAACUUUAAAAGAGUCAACUUUGGGACCCUGCUAAGCAGCGCGAAGGAGGCUGAGGAGCUGCUACCCGAGCUGAAGGAGUUCCUGUCCAAGCCUCCGGCUGGUCCUCCCAGCUGCCGCUAUGAUGCCGAAAGAAGACAAGCCUGCGAUGCCAUCCUGAGGGCUUGCAAUCAGCAGCUGACUACGAAGCUGGCCUGCCCAGGCCACCUGGGGACCCUGCUGGAGCUGGCUGAACUGGCCUGCCAUGGCUACCUGGUGUCCACACCCCAGCGGCCUCCCCUUUACUUAGAACGCAUUCUGUUCAUCUUCCUGCGGAAUGUUGCCGCGCAGGGCGACCCAGAGGCCACCCUCCGCCUUGCCCAGCCCCUCCACGCCUGCUUGGCACAGUGCUCCCACCAAGUGGCUUCUCAGGACUACGAGGCUGUGGCACGCGGCAGCUUCUCUCUGCUCUGGAAGGGGGCAGAAAGCCUGGUGGAGAGGCAAGCUGCCUACUCGGCUCGCCUGAAGGCCUUGAGCUUCCUGGCACUGCUGGAAGAUGAAAGUGUCCCCUGUGAGGUCCCCCACUUUGCUUCCGUAACAGCAUGCCGAGUGGUGGCUGCCCACCAGUUGUUUGAUCCCAGUGGGUCUGGGCUGAGGGAAGCUGAUGCUGAUCUCCUAGAGGGCCUGCUGACCAGGCAUGUCGUCAGCCUCUUGGUGGGCCAGGGAGAGAACCCCGCCAGCCCUCUUUCUCCCCAGCGGGCCCUCUGCCUCUUGGAGCUCACCCUGGAACACUGCCGCCGUCUCUGCUGGAGCCAGCACCACGCCAAGGCCCUCCGAGCAGCGGAAAAGGCCCAGGGUUAUCUGAAGAACACGAAUCUGGCCCCCAGCCUCCACCUGUGCCAGCUCGGGGUGGAGCUGCUGCAGGUCAGGGAGGGAGGGCCCCAGGAAGUGAGCAAGCUUCUGGUCGAGGCAUCAGCUGCCCUGAAUGCCAGUCUGGGGGCUCCUUCACCGCCUCUGCGCGCCUUGUGUGACAGCUGCCAGUUCUUCCUCUCAGGCCUGGAGAGAGGCCUCAAGCAGCGCUGCGCGCCUGACACUGUUCUGGGCCUCUACGCCUUUCUCGGCGGCUACUGCUCCCUCCUGCGGCAGCUGCGGGAUGGGGUCUGCAGGGACUCAUCCAAGCAGCAGAAGUCCCUGGUUCAGCUGCACUUCCAGGGACUUCACCUCUACACGGUGGUGGUGUAUGACUUUGCCCAAGGCUGCCAGGGGCCUGAUGAGGCCGGCCUGGCCCAGCUAGUGGAGAGCUGCGCGUCGACUGUUGUCUGGAUGCUGGAGGCCCUAGAAGGGCUGUCAGGCCCAGCGCUGACCGACUAUCUGGGGAUGACUGCGUCUUACGCCAGUAACUUGGCCUACAGCUUCUACAGCCACAAGCUCUAUGCUGAGGCCUGUGCCGUCUUGGAGCCCUUCUGUCAGUACUUGGGCUGGACUAAGCCAGACACCUUCCCUGAGGUGCCUCCUGAGAAGCUGCACAGGUGCUUCCGGCUGCAUGUGGAGAGUCUGAAGAAGCUAGGCAAGCAGGCCCAGGGCUGCCUGACGGUGGCGCUGUGGCUGGCAGCCCUGCGGUGCUGUGGCCCCGAACACAUGGCCGAGCCAGUCAGCUUCUGGGUUCGGGUCAAGAUGGAUGCCGCCCGGGCUGGAGACAAGGAGCUCCAGCUGAAGACUCUGCGAGACAGCCUGAGUGGCUGGGACCCGGAGACCCUGAGCUUCCUGCUCAGGGAGGAGCUGCAGGCCUACAAGGCGGUGCGGGGUGACACCGGGCAGGAACGGUUCAAUGUCAUCUGCGACCUGUUGGAGCUGAGUCCCGAGGAGACGCCUGCCGGGGCUUGGGCGCGAGCCACCCACUUGGUGGAACUGGCUCAGGUGCUCUGCUACCACAACUUUGCCCAGCACACUGACUGCUCUGCCCUGGAUGCUAUCCGGGAAGCCCUGCAGCUUCUGGAGUCUGUGAGGCCCGAGGCCCAGGCUGAGGAUCGGUUUCUGGACGAUAAAGCACAGGCCCUGCUGUGGCUCUACAUCUGCACCCUGGAGGCCAAGAUGCAGGAGGGUAUGGAGCGAGAUCGGAGAGCCCAGGCCCCUAGUAACCUGGAGGAAUUUGAAGUCAACGACCUGAACUAUGAAGAUAAGCUCCAGGAGGAUCGUUUUCUGUAUAGUAACAUUGCCUUCAACCUGGCAGCAGAUGCUGCUCAGUCCAAAUACCUGGACGAAGCCCUGGCCCUGUGGAAGGAGGUGCUGACUAAGGGGCAGGCCCCAGUGGUGCGGAGUCUCCAGCAGACAGCAGGCUCUCUGCAGAUCCUAGCAGCCCUCUAUCAGCUGAUGGCCAAGCCCCUGCAGGCUCUGGAGGUCCUCUUGCUCCUACGGAUUGUCUCCAAGCACCUAGAGGACCCCGCAAAGGCAGCCGCCGCCUCCUGCCACCUCACCCAACUCCUCCUGAGUCUGGGCUGCCACAGCUAUGCCCAGGUACACCUGCAAGAGGCAGAAUCGAGCCUAAAGCUUCUUGAUGGGACGGCGGACACGUACCCACUCCUCACCCUCACCUGUGCUCUCCUCCGGAGUCACCUCUGCUGUGCCACCCAGAAGGUGGCAGAGGGCGUCUCUCUGCUGCUGUCUGUGCUUCAGGACCCUGCCCUCCAGAAGUCGUCCAAGGCUUGGUACUUGCUGCGGGUCCAGGCCCUGCAGCUGGUGGCAGUCUACCUUAGCCUUUCCUCGAACAGCCUUCCUGUGGCCCUGGGGGAGCAGCUCUGUGCCCAAGGCUGGCAGACACCCGAGGUAGCGCUCAUCGACUCCCAUAAGCUGCUCCGAAGCAUCCUCCUCCUGCUGAUGGGCAGCGAUGUGCUCUCGGCGCAGAAAGCAGCUGUGGAGACGCCGUUUCCGGACUAUGGUGAAAAUCUGGUGCAAAAAUGGCAGGUUCUCACAGAGGUGCUGAGCUGCUCGGAGAAGCUGGUCGCUCGCCUGGGCCGCCUGGGCAGUGUGAGCGAAGCCAAGGCCUUUUGCUUGGAGGCCCUGAAGCUGACGAUGAAGCUGCAGCUACCGCGCCAGUGUGCCCUCUUCCUGGUGCUGAAGGGGGAGCUGGAGCUGGCGCGCAGGGACCUGGACCUCUGUCAGUCUGACCUGCAGCAGGUGCUCUUCUUGCUGGAGUCAUGCACAGAGUUUUGUGAGCUGGCCCAGCACCCAGACUCCAUGAAGAAGGUCCGCCCUCAGAAGGGGAAGCGGCAGACCCGGGCCCUCCGCUCUCCAGAGCUCCCGGAGGAGGAGCUCUUCCUGAAAGGCCCUGCUCUGGAGUUCGUGGCCACUGUGGCCAAGGAGCCUGGCUCCACAGCCCCAGCCACUGUCUCCUCCCCGAUCCUGAAAAUCAAACCCCAGCCCAGCCUUGCUUUUCUGUCCCACGCCCCCACCUGUGACUGCCCACUCUGUGCCAGCCCCGUCCUCUCGGCCGUCUGUCUGCGCUGGGCACUGGUCACAGCAGGGGUGAGGCUGGCCAUGGGCCAUCAGACCCAGGGUCUGGACCUGCUGCAAGCUGUGCUAAAGGGCUGUCCUUCGGCCACCAAGCGCCUUGCGCAAGCCCUGCAGGCUUCCCUGAGUCACAGAGCCCCCCCUGCCCCUGCCCCAAGCCUCCUGGACGAGCUCUUGGCUCAAGCGUAUACACAGCUGGCCCUGGAGGGCCUGAGCCAGCCGUCAGAUAAGAAGAGCCUGGGGAAGGUCCUGGAGUCAGGGCUGAAGUUUGUGGCAGCGAGGAUCCCCCUCCUGGAGCCUUGGCGAGCCAGCCUGCUGCUGACGCAGGCCCUUGCAAAGCUGGCUGGCCUCAGCUGCUGUACUGCCCAACUUUUUGCCAACUCCUGGGACUGGCAGCCACCCGUACUAAAGGAUCUCCCUGGCUCAGAGCCCGUCAAGCCUCGGAGCAAGAAGCCUCUGGGAUCAGGGCGCCAGAAGGUGACCCCUGCCACCCUGCCAUCCCAUAAUGCCUCUCUGAAAGGUCUGGACCGGGGAGGACCGCCAUGUACACCCAAGCCCCUGGGCCGGGUUAGGCAGGCUGGCCCUGGCAUCCCCUUCACUGUGUUUGAAGAAGCCUUCCUGGAGAAGAGCAAGCCUGAGGUUCCCAAGGCCCCCAGGGUGCAACAGAGGAUCCAGACGCGCCUCAAGGUGACCUUCAGUGAUGACAGUGACUUGGAAGACCCUGUCUCAACAGGGGCACGACUUACUGAGGAGCCAAAGAGACGGGGCUCUGCUUCGAGGGGCCGGGCCCGAGCCCGGGGCCAGACCAGGCAGAGCUCGAGUUCAAAGACUACGGCGAUGUUGGCCCCAGCUAGUGCCCCUGGGCCCCCUGGCCGGAGUGGCAGGACUCGGAGGGCCAAGAAGGUGGCGUCUGCACACUGUGAGGUGACAGGCCCCGAGACCCUGAGGGCCAUCCCUGAGGAGGAACUGGCCAACAGCCGACUGGAAAUGAGCUUUGAGGUCCUCAGGGGCUCUGACGGGGAAGACGCAGCUUCAGGUGGGAAGGCACCAGCUCCAGGACCUGAGGCUGCCAUGGGAGAGUGUGAGGUCCUGCGACGGGACGUCAGCAGGGAGGAGCUGCCCGCACCGGGCCCAGACAAGGAGCCUGACGACGCCCUGGGCCCUCGGCUCCGCACUGUCUCAGCCCCUGAAGCCAUCGGUCUCUCCACCCUGGAUGCCUUCUGUGACUCACUGAGCCUUGCUUUCCGUGGGGUCAGCCACUGCCCUCCCAGUGGGCUCUAUGCCCACCUCUGCCGCCUCCUGGCCCUGUGUCUGGGUCACCGUGACCCCUAUGCCACUGCCUGCCUUGUCACCGAGUCUGUCUCCAUCACCUGCCGCCACCAGCUGCUCACCCACCUCCACAGGCAGCUCAGCAAAGCCCAGAAGUCCCAGGGAGGACCUCUGGACGUGGCAGAGCAGCUGAAGGGGCUGAGCCUCCAGGAGCCGGCUGGAACUGUCCCCCUGGCCCGCAUCCUGCGCCUCUUUUCCUUCAGAGCCUCCGAUUCUGGCCGCUUCCCCCAGCCGGAGAAGGAGUGUUUCAAGGAGCGCCUGGCCCUGAUCCCCAGUGGGGUGACGGUGUGUGUGUUGGCCCUGGCCACCCUCCAGCCUGGAACGGUGGGCAACACCCUCCUGCUGACCCGGCUGGAAAAGGAUAGCCCCCCGGUCACUGUGCAGAUCCCCACCGCUCAAUGCAAGCUUCCUCUGAGCUCGGCCCUGAGGGAGUUUGACGCCAUCCAGAAGGCGCAGAAAGAGAACAGCGGCUGCACUGACAAGCGAGAAUGGUGGCUGGGGCGGCUUGAUCUGGACCGCAGGAUGGAGGCUCUCAUCACGUCCCUAGAGAAGUAUGUGCUGGGCUGCUGGCGGGGGCUGCUGCUGCCAUCUCGGGAGGACCCCGGCCCAGCCCAGGAGGCUUCCCGCUUACUGGCGUUGCUGCAGGAAUGUGGCUGGAAAUAUCCCAAUGCCACGCUGCUGCAGGUCCUGCUCAGUGGGGCCAGUGCUCUUGCGCCUCAAGACAUUCAGGCCCUGGCCUACAGGCUGUGCCCAGCCCAGCCUGAGCGAGCUCGAGAGCUGCUGAGUGACGCUGUGGGACGCUUACAGGUGCCGACAGUGCCAGGCACUGGGCACCUUGUCUUGGUGCUAGACAAGGACCUGCAGAAGCUGCCAUGGGAGAGCAUGCCCAGCCUCCGGGGACUGUCUCUCACCCGUCUUCCCUCCUUCCGCUUCCUGCUCACCUACUCUAUCACCAAAGAGUCCGGGGUCUCGUCCGUGCUGAGCCAAGGCGUUGAUGCACGCAGCACCUUCUACGUCUUGAAUCCUCACAAUAACCUGCCCAGCACCGAGGAGCAAUUCCGAGCCACUUUUAGCAGCAAAGCUGGCUGGAGAGGGGUGAUCGGAGCAGUCCCCAGCCUGGAGCAGGUGCAGGCGGCCCUGACAGAGCAUGACUUAUAUAUCUAUGCUGGGCACGGUGCUGGUGCCCGCUUCCUGGAUGGUCAGGCUGUCCUGCGGCUGAGCUGCCGGGCAGUGUCCCUGGUGUUUGGCUGCAGCAGUGCGGCCCUGGCCGUGCAUGGGGACCUGGAAGGGGCUGGUAUCGUGCUCAAGUACAUCAUGGCUGGCUGCCCCUUGUUUCUGGGAAACCUCUGGGAUGUGACUGACCGUGACAUCGACCGCUACACGUCAGCUCUGCUGCAGGGCUGGCUCGGAGCAGGCCCAGGGGCCCCCCUUCUCUGCUACGUCACCCAGGCCCGCCAGGCUCCCCGGCUCAAGUAUCUGAUUGGAGCGGCCCCAGUAGCCUAUGGCCUGCCUGUCUCUCUCCGGUGACACAGUGGAACUGGAGCCCUGUGACUGUUUGACCUCCUUACUCGCUCGAGAUUUCCCCACUUUUAUACACAAACCUCUCCUUGUGACUUAACUGUAAUAUAAUAAAGAUGUUAUUUAAGCUAUUUUA